Pseudopodoces humilis (Tibetan ground-tit) is the source of this 757-nucleotide messenger RNA. RefSeq lists its product as uncharacterized. NCBI's taxonomy places the organism in Eukaryota, Metazoa, Chordata, Aves, Passeriformes, Paridae. The record is from RefSeq and is a predicted model, not a curated record.
UCCUCCUCCAGGUUAACUCGGUUUUACCUCCAUCUCCCAAAGAUGACUUUCCUCCAAAGCCAGUGCGACGACGACUGCUACUCCUCCUGCAACUACGGGAGCCUCUACGGCUACCGGGGCUACGACUGCGGCAGCCCCUGUGGCUACCGGGGCUACGGGAGCCUCUACGGCUCCCGCGGCCUCUACGGCUUCGGGGACCGCUACGGCUACGGCAGCUUGUACGGCUACCGGGGCAUCUUCGGCUCCGGGGACUGCUACGGCUCCGGGGGGCUCUAUGGGGGCUAUAGGGGUUUCUACGGCUCUGGGGACUGCUCUGGAUACCCCGGGUUUUACUCCAGCCGCUACGGGUACCCCUUCGGCUCCCGCUACGGCCAAAGGUUCGGCUACGGGGGCUGCUACAGCUUGUAAAGCCAGCGGGAGCGACCCCGAAACCCAGCCCGGGUUUUGGAUUGGUGGAGUCCGGCAGAGUUUUGGGGACAAGAGCCACCCCCGGGGUGCUCCGAGAGCUCUGCGCUGCUGCUGAAGGGCUGGCGAUGAUUCGCCUUCAUCCCGCUGCUGCUCCCGCGGUCCCGGCUCUCCUCUCGACCCAGAUCUUCUCCUCAACGCUCCAAGCAAACCAGACGAAGAGUUCUCGGCAGUGCUGUACAAAAUAUUCCUUCUGACUGGAUGAUGUGGGUGUUAUGUGACUUUGGGAGUGUGGUAUUUCCGUUCUGUAUCCUUUUUAAAAUUAUCUCUGCCAUUCAUUCCUAUUAAAGGG